Messenger RNA from Cynocephalus volans (Philippine flying lemur), 1728 nucleotides. RefSeq names its product membrane frizzled-related protein (gene MFRP). Bases 1 to 1728 code for a protein of 575 amino acids. Gene Ontology annotation, molecular function: protein binding. The transcript is spliced from 13 exons. The record is from RefSeq and is a predicted model, not a curated record. NCBI's taxonomy places the organism in Eukaryota, Metazoa, Chordata, Mammalia, Dermoptera, Cynocephalidae.
AUGAAGGACUACUCAGAUGUUAUUCUCUGCGUGGAGGCAAAGGAGUUGAGCAAGACUGAGUUCUGCAAUCCUGCUUUUGAACCUGAAUCAGGGCCACCGUGUCCCCCACCAGCCCUCCAGGAGGAUGCCAACAGCAGCACCCAAGCUCCCUGGCACGGUCGGCACCCCCGAGGGCUGCAGCCAGACUGCCAUUUCUCCUGGCUCUGUGUCCUCCUGCUGGCCAGUCUGCUGCUCCUGCUGCUCGGGCUGUUGGUGGCCAUCAUCCUGGCCCAAUUGCAGGCUGCACCCCCACCCGGGGCCACCUCUAUCCCACUGCCUGCCCGAGGCUUCGCCACCACCACCACCACCACCUCUCUGGCUCCUGGGACACCUAGAGGGCAGCAGGAGUCAGGCAUGAGCCCCAUACCCCAGUCCACCUGUGGGGGUCUCCUUCCUGGCCCAAGGGGUUUCUUCAGCAGCCCAAACUACCCAGACCCUUACCCACCCAAUGCACACUGCGUGUGGCAUAUCCAGGUGGCCACAGACCAUACAAUACAGCUCAAGAUUGAGGCCCUCAGCCUGGAGAGCGUGGCCUCCUGUCUUUUUGAUCGCUUGGAAAUCUCUCCUGAGCCUGAGGGCUCCCUCCUCAGGGUGUGUGGAAGGGUGCCUCCCCCCACGCUCAACACCAAUGCCAGCCGCCUCCAGGUGGCCUUCGUCUCUGACAGCAGUGUAGAAGGAUUUGGUUUCCAUGCCUGGUACCAGGCUGUGGCCCCUGGGCAUGGCAGCUGUGCCCAUGAUGAGUUCGCCUGUGACCAGCUUGUCUGCCUGUUACCUGACUCAGUGUGCGACGGCUUUGCCAACUGUGCUGAUGGCAGUGACGAGACCAACUGCAGUGCCAAGUUCUCGGGCUGUGGGGGGAACCUGACUGGCCUCCAGGGUGCUUUCUCUACUCCCAACUACCUGCAAUGGGUCCCUCACCAACAGCUUUGCACCUGGCAUAUCUUGGUGCCUGCCGGACACGGUGUAGAACUGCAGUUCCAAAACUUCAGCUUGGAAGCCCAGGACGAGUGCAAGUUUGACUACGUGGAGGUGUAUGAGACCAGAAGCUCAGGGGCCUUCAGCCUCCUGGGCAGGUUCUGUGGAACAGAGCCACCCCCCGACCUCAUCUCCUCACACCGCGAGCUGGUUGUGCUCUUUAGGACAGACCAUGGCAUCAGCAGUGGGGGCUUCUCAGCCACCUACCAGGCCUUCAAUGCCACAGAGAACCCCUGUGGGCACAGACAGUUCUCCUGCCAGGAUGGAGGGUGUAAGGGUCUGCAGUGGAUGUGUGACAUGUGGAGAGACUGCGCAGGCGGCGGCGAUGACAACUGCAGCAGCCCCUUGUUCCCACCCCCAGAGCUGGCCUGUGAGCCUGUCCAGGUGGAGAUGUGCAUCGGUCUGAGCUACAACACCACGGCCUUCCCUAACAUCUGGGUGGGCAUGGCCACCCAGGAAGAGGUGGUAGAGGUCCUCAAAGGUUACAAGAGCCUGACCAGUCUACCCUGCUACCAGAAUUUCCGGAGGCUCCUUUGUGGGCUGCUUGUGCCCCACUGCACCCCACUAGGCAGUGUCCUUCCCCCUUGCCGCUCUGUCUGCCAGGAGGCAGAGCGCCAGUGCCAGUCUGGCCUGGCACUCCUAGGCACCCCAUGGCCCUUCAACUGCAACAGGCUGCCUGAGGCAGCUGGCCUGGAAGCUUGUGCCCAGCCCUGA